AUGCGACUAAAAACGAAAGCAGCUAAACGUCUUUUAACUUCAUCAUCUCCUAUUGAUCAUGAAGCUAUUACACAUAUUGAUAAAGAACAAAAACCGACAGCAAUUAUUAAUAAAUCAAAUAAUCUCCUAUUGACGAAUGAAAAUUCAGAGGACGAAGAAACUAAUAAACGAAUCACUAUGAAAUGUACGAAUCUCGAAAUAGAAGAAAAUGAAGAAACUAUGGAAGAAUCUAUGGUUACUAAUCAUUUAUUCAAUGGAGCCGAUGAAAAUCAACAAGAGGACAGAAUGUACGAACGUAUAAAUAAUCAUCAAACUACUUCAAAUUCAAGUGAAACAAGCGAAUGUGAAAAUCGUUUAUAUACAUGUAAUGAUUGUGGAAAAGGUUUUCAAACAUCAUCGGGUUUAAAACAACAUCGAAAUAUUCAUUCAAGUAUUAAACCAUGGAAAUGUGAGUUUUGUACAAAAUCUUAUACACAAUUUUCCAACUUAUGUCGCCAUAAACGUUCACAUACCAAUGCUAAAACACAAAUUGAAUGUAAGGAUUGUCGACAAGGAUUUCAAAGUCAUAUUGCUUUAAAUAAACAUCGAAGUUCAUGUAAAGAACGAAACGUCCCAACAUCAAUGGUGACACCAAAUUUAACUGCUUUACUUCCAUUUAUUGAUACAACAUCAUUGAAAGAAUGCAUACCAAAUAAAAAAUUCGAAGAACCAAUCGAUCUAUCGAAAUCCUUAAAACGAUCACGAGAGUCAGCAAGUGAUCAACCUAUUGAUUAUUCAUUGAUAAAUAAACAAAUUGAUGCGAAUUUCCAGCAUCUUUCACAUGUAUUUGGAAAUAAUCAAGAAAAAAAACUAAAAACAACUAAUCACGACGAUAAUGAUGAAAAAUAUGAAACUGAAGAUGAUUAUCAAUUGUCAACAUUGACAAGAAAACAUAUAAAAGAAUAUGAUGAACAUCGACCGUUAACACCAAUAUCAUCAUCAUCGAGUCCACCGAAUAUGUCAUCAUUAGAUAAAAAAAUGAUUUCAAAUGAUAUUCCACCAACACCAGCAAUGACAAUUCGUAGUCAUGAUCGAUAUUGUUGUUCCUAUUGUUCAAAAACAUUUCCGCGUAGUGCCAAUCUUACCCGACAUCUAAGAACUCACACAGAUAAGUAUAAUUAUUGA
Molecule: messenger RNA, 1164 nt
Organism: Rotaria socialis
Lineage: Eukaryota; Metazoa; Rotifera; Eurotatoria; Philodinida; Philodinidae
Source: the annotation of a GenBank genome assembly